Molecule: messenger RNA, 470 nt
Organism: Ectocarpus sp. CCAP 1310/34
Lineage: Eukaryota; Phaeophyceae; Ectocarpales; Ectocarpaceae
Source: the annotation of a GenBank genome assembly
GCGGAACCAUGGGACUCGCAUUCUCCCGACUGUGGGAGCGUAUGUUCGGCAAGAAGGAGAUGCGUAUACUGAUGGUGGGUCUGGACGCGGCCGGUAAGACGACCAUCCUGUACAAGCUCAAGCUCGGAGAGGUGGUGACAACUAUCCCCACCAUCGGGUUCAACGUGGAGACUGUAGAAUACAAAAACAUUAGCUUCACCGUUUGGGACGUCGGAGGGCAGGACAAGAUCAGGCCGCUGUGGAGGCACUACUACCAGAACACGCAGGGGCUGAUCUUUGUCGUGGACUCCAACGACAGAGACCGCGUCGAUGCCGCACGGGACGAACUCCACCGCAUGCUCAACGAGGACGAACUGCGCGAGUCCAUCCUUCUCGUGUUCGCUAACAAGCAGGUGAGCAUUGUGUACCGGGGUAGGCAUGUGCAUCUGCCCACGUACAGCGCCGUGCUCGUCGUCGGCGCGCUUUGCUGA